AUGGACUGGGUACUCCAACGUACUCCAUGGCCGGUGAAAGAAAGAGUGUUGCAGCUUCAACCGUGGGAGCCGAUUUCGAGAUCGGUGGUGGAAUCCUUCUCCUUUGCACCAUUCUGGGUGCAAAUGUGGGGGGUUCCUUCUUAUUGCCAAACCACUGCGUUCAGGUUGAGAAUAGCUCAAGGCAAGCUAAGAGAGCCUAUGGAGACGGGCCUUUUUGAAAUCAAGGGGAUGCCAGGAUACUUCAUCAAAGUCCGACUUAUGAUCAAUGUCAAUGAACCACUGCGAUCUCAGGUUUAUGCCUCAAACCCGGUUGCUGGAAAGUUCUGGGUAACCUUAGUCUACGAACAUUUCCGCUAUUCUGCUACCAUUUUGGUAGACUAG
Linum trigynum is the source of this 381-nucleotide messenger RNA. The record is from the annotation of a GenBank genome assembly. NCBI's taxonomy places the organism in Eukaryota, Viridiplantae, Streptophyta, Magnoliopsida, Malpighiales, Linaceae.